CAGCGAUCUAGAUCGAUCAACAGCGCUAAGGGUACGGGACCCAAGUUUAGCACGCCCGAAGGGGUUAUCGUUUUCUAUAAUAGUUACGUCCAGAUUUUCCUUCAGGAACUUUAUAAGUUUAUUAGUCACUGCCGCGGUAUGAUUCGUAAGAUAGUGACCGCCGCUGAGUCUAUACGGCUCGAGCAGCUAGGGGAGUUCGAGAUGCCCGAUGAGAAUAAUGAGGCGGAUUUUAAGAGCGGCUCCACUACAUCCAUUGUUCAAAAGGAUAAGGGUGGCAGGCAAGGAAAGUGGGUGCCGGGUCUACAUUCCUCAAACACGGGGCAGGUGCGGCCUAGAAUGCUUAUGAAGGCUAUCAGGGGACAUUUGGCCCACGCAGGCUCCGGAACUCUAAGUCUGGAUAACUCGGUCGAUGGCUACCUUCCACCAGAUAUCUGGGAAGAUCUUGACAAGAGCCUCGACGAUGUUUAG
Molecule: messenger RNA, 468 nt
Organism: Lasiosphaeria miniovina
Lineage: Eukaryota; Fungi; Ascomycota; Sordariomycetes; Sordariales; Lasiosphaeriaceae
Exons: 1
Source: RefSeq, a predicted model, not a curated record